AAUACACUAAUGUAUCGUCUUUUCAGACCAGCGGACAUGAAGAAUGGAGGACUCGUUAGACACGAUCUUCUUGAUGCAUACAAUUGCACCAAUGGUAUAAAAUGGAUCGAGCGAAUAUUUUCGGAUUGUGUCGACACUGAGCUGAAACUGCUUGGUUUUAUUAUUGGUAUUAUCUCACUUAUGCUUUGGUUGCUGCCACUUAUCCCGCAGCUGUUACAAAACUACAAAACAAAGAAAUGUGAUGGAUUGUCACCGUUUUUUCUUUUCUUCUGGCUUGUCGGUGAUACGUGUAACAUGUUAGGUGCAAUACUUACACACCAGACACCUUUGCAAAAGGUUAUUGGUGUUUAUUAUAUAAUCCAGGAUCUCGCAUUGUGGGCGCAGUUUGGAUACUACACGAAGAUAUAUCCGAAACUCGUAGGUCAAAGAAGUUCGACUAUCGUUGUUCCUUGUGUCGCACUUUCUACGCUUGGUUCCUGUUUGUUAUUGAGGGACGGAUCACGCUCUAUACGAUCAGUCCAAGCUGACAGCAAUGGAAAAAUCACCCUGGAAAGCGCUCUUAAAAUGUGGCCUAUAUUUGAAAGUUACACUGAUCUUUUGGGAUACAUCAUUGGUUCUAUAGCUGCUUUGUGUUAUUUCGGAGGCCGAAUACCUCAAAUUAUCAAGAAUUAUCAGCGAAAAAGCUGUGCUGGUCUCUCACUUCUAAUGUUUUACAUCAUCGUAGCUGGUAAUCUUACUUAUGGCGUGUCCGUGCUGCUCGCAACAACAGGCUGGCUCUUUUUCCUGAGACAUCUUCCAUGGCUAGCUGGAAGUCUCGGUUGUGUGAUGUUUGACAUCGUUGUAAUUUCACAGUACUAUUACUAUAGUAAAAAGAAGAAAGAAGCGAACGAUAUAGAACGCGAACGUCUGCUAGAGGAUGAUAGUACGCGCGAUGACUAACUCCUAAUAUGCAUUUCAAUCAUUUUAAUAACUUAUAUUGUAUGUCGUGGUAUGUUGUUGAUGUGCCAAGCACAUUAGUCAUUUUGUAUUCGUUAUUUCUUUACGAUCAUCUCAUGGUCAGUAAUAGUCUCAGUCUGUGAUAUUCUAAUUUCACAUACUGUUUAUCAUCGAGACUUCCUGAUGCUAACUUCCUACGUGUUUCAGUGUUUUUACCUCAUUUCAAUCUUCCUACGUCACGUUUAUAUGUUUUAGCUAAUAACACUCUUUUCGUAUCUUCUGUUUUUAUUGUACAGUCAGC
Messenger RNA from Cylicocyclus nassatus, 1237 nucleotides. NCBI's taxonomy places the organism in Eukaryota, Metazoa, Nematoda, Chromadorea, Rhabditida, Strongylidae. The record is from the annotation of a GenBank genome assembly.